This is a messenger RNA of Xylaria bambusicola, 2830 nucleotides long. RefSeq lists its product as uncharacterized. Gene Ontology annotation, molecular function: zinc ion binding; sequence-specific DNA binding; DNA-binding transcription factor activity, RNA polymerase II-specific. Lineage: Eukaryota; Fungi; Ascomycota; Sordariomycetes; Xylariales; Xylariaceae. Gene Ontology annotation, cellular component: nucleus. Gene Ontology annotation, biological process: positive regulation of transcription by RNA polymerase II; DNA-templated transcription. The transcript is spliced from 10 exons. The record is from RefSeq and is a predicted model, not a curated record. The coding region runs from base 688 to 2781 and encodes 697 amino acids.
CAACAGACUGACCUCGGCGAGUUGGCUCACUUGCUAACUAAUGUACGCAGGUGAGUUCAUUCGUAAGAAGCACUGUAUAGAUUAGAAGAUUAUUUGAUGCAAUAUAAUGCCCACCAGUAAUUCUUGCGAUACCAUUCGGGCGAAGACAGGGCAAGAAAUCAGCUCCUUCAAUCUACAUGUUAUUGCCUAAUGCAAUGACAGGGGCAAGAUGAUUAGAAAUCGUGGCUUUGGGUCAUUGCCGCUUGUACAACUAUGACCAACGGACAAGAAUAUGGUUGUUAUACCCAUAAGCGAUCACCCAGUGAUGCUCUCAGCAGCAUUCCUUUGGUAGGGAUACAAUCCUCAUCAAGAUUUACUUAAGAUCCUAUGCGUCAGGACCCCCGUCACCGGUUAGACUAUCCCAACGCAUCCCCGCAUCCCCGUUCUCACUUCUCGGAAUUAUUCAGCUUAUACGCUACAUGUGAGUUGUCACCCGGUGGUGACUGCUUUUAGAACCUACGAAAACAAUGUCAAGCACUGAAGUCUGGGACACAAUUAAACCUCUUCUAUCAACUAUAUUGAAAAUCGAAAAAGAGGCUGUAUCAUAACCUGUAUAGGCAUUUUUCUUACCUACUUAUCUCCCGCUUUCGGAAAAAUCUGGGAUGAUGAAUUCCGGCGACACGCAAACCGCAACUCUUGAUCCUAACAAUGUCAAAACCACCCUCAGUAUCUGGUGGUCACAACGACCCCAAGACGCCACCCAAAGUUAUCACAAGACGUCGUGGCGCCUGUAGGAGCUGUAAACAUAAGAAAAUUCGCUGUAACGGAGGAACUCCUUGCUCCGCAUGCGACCGGAUUGGCUCAACGUGUCAUUAUGAGCCUAGAUCAAGGAAAACUUCGGACACGCGCGAGCUCAGUCUACCAGCACCUGUUUCGAACAGGCCGGAACACGACAGAGAUCGCCCCCCGAGUUCUACGGAAAGUGACGGCCUCGAAGAUACAAGUGGCCCGCAAAGCUUGUCACUUGUGGGCUCGUCACCCGCGAUGUUCUCCCUCGACACGAAUAUAGACUUUUUGUUUCCAUCUGGUACAUUCUCAUUUCCAACCCCAACCGAAGACCUGGCCAUCUCGCAACCAAGAGACUACCCUGCAGCCGAGGGGAUAUUGGGAGCACAAUAUCCCAUAAACGACUCGGCAAUAUCUUCAUCAACCAUGCCACUAGAGCUUGAAACAGGCAGAAGUACUGCCACAGACAGCGCCUGCACUCUGUCCUCACCGUGGACUACACUUGAGCGGCGAAUAACCAAAGUGGCUGAUCAUAUCAUACAACCCCUGAAGGGUUUACCAGAAUAUUGCCGAGUAGAUGCAAAUAUUGACUAUCGCUUGACCACGUCCUUCGGCUUAGCAGAGUUACCUGCACCGCAACGGGACUCGCGCAAACACCUUGAAACCUGCCGCAUAUUACGAAGCCUAACAAAAUCUCAUUUUCCCGCUAAUAUUCCUAAGCAGAAUAUUAUGCAUGGUACAGUUUCACUUACCAAGAAUGCACACGAUGGAAUUAUUCAGCGAUGUGUCGAAGCUUGUUUCAAGAAUAAUGUUGAAAUUCCUACAUUCCUGCGUAAGACAGAUGUGGUCAAGAAAAUUUCAGAGGUACGCGAAUCCUCACAUCCUGAUGUGUUAUUAUCGUUGUUCAGCGACGCCAUCAUCACCAUAGGGCUUAAUGUGUUGCGCAACCCCGCCGAAUUAGAGGGGCUUCCCUCGAUCGAUAGCCAGGAAUAUGCCCAUUCUCACUUGGACGCUCUCGCCAACUUGCAGGGAUUACCAAGUAGCCUCCUAAAGCUUCAAACAAUCAUCCUGCUUAGCAUCAUCGCUUCCAGUAUCAACGAUUCCAGACUAUGCGAGAUCUUGUCAAUAGGAGUCAAUUGCGUCCGAGAAUUACAGUAUACCAAUUCAGUCAUUGUACGGAGGACUUUCACAAACGUAGAGGAUCAGAGACUCGUCAAACGUUCUGUUUGGGUUCUGUAUUACCUAGAGACUACUUUUUCUGUCCUUCGUGGUUUACCUCCGCUACUCCACUCCGACUUCAUUGAUCAUCUUCCCACAGAGCCUAACCACCCAGAGGAAGACACAUUAAUCAUCCAAGUCGCUGCGGCCUCAUUGCUGGCGCGUAGUCUUAGUCGUGUGUACACCCGCCCAGUAUCAGCGAAGACGACAGAAGAGCUACAAGCGUGCAUUUCUGACUUGGUGCGCUGGCGCGGCUGUUUAUCGGAUCCCACAAAGCAACUCACAGCAGGCCGGGGGUUCGAAAAGCGGCUGUGUGGAGAUGAAGAUGCCGGAGCGAAGCUGCAAAUCUUUUGCUCGUACCACGAGUGCGUUUACCUCUUAUUUGCACCGUGGCUCAAACCCCUCGUAGAAUCGAUAUCGCCGCCACAGUCUUCGCCCAUUCGAGAUGGCGAUACGUUACUCAAUAUGGAUGUUGGGGCUGAGUCUGCAACGGAUCGUCGGGUCGUCCUAGUCGACACUCUAGAGAAAUGUCUUGAAUCGGCUUACACUAUUGUUUCUCACGCUAAUGAGAUUGUUUCGCUGGACAAGACACUGGCCAGGCGCCUGCGCGGCUUAAUGAUUAUCUCUGUAUGCGUAAUCACCUACGGCAUCCAGUAUGGAGACGCGGAUACGAAAAAAGAGUCUCUGACUUAUCUAGGAAUUUGCUGUGGAACAUUUGGUGGCAUGUAUUUGGGCGACAGCUCGCUGCCAUUCGAAGAGAUACUAGAUCUAGUCAGAAUAAUACGAUCGGAUAGUUGAUCAAUCACUAAAUGUGAGAUUCGCCACUGUGUUCGGACAUAUCUAAAUA